AUCCACUGUAAAAGCUGAUCAAUUGUUUAAAUAUGAAAAUCCAUUUCAUUCAGUUGUGGAUACAUCAAUUAAAUUAUUAUCCUUAUCAGUAGAUGAAUGUGUUAAACCAAUUGAAUUAAUUGAAGAUAUGAAUAAAAUUGAUUUGAAUGCAUUGAAUGAUGCUUUCAAUAAAACUGUGAAAAGUAAUCAAGCUGCAUUAUCAUUGGUUGGUCCUAAUCUAGGCGCUAUUGAACCUGUUCAAGUGUUACUUAAAGAAUAAUAAUGAUUCUUAUUAUUACCAUACUACGUAUAUUAUCUUUCUUACCCUCCUUUCCUAAAAAAAAAUUAUUUGGCAGUAAAUAUUUUUAGUAAUGUUGAAAUGCACUUUGUCAUGAAGUAAAUAGUUUCAAUAAAAGGCUAGUUCA
Molecule: messenger RNA, 404 nt
Organism: Schistosoma turkestanicum
Lineage: Eukaryota; Metazoa; Platyhelminthes; Trematoda; Strigeidida; Schistosomatidae
Source: the annotation of a GenBank genome assembly